AUUGCCUUUAAAUUUCACGUCUGUGAGGGGAAACUCACAAGAUCCUUUCGGUGAGGAAACACGAUGCGUUUUUUAUGUGUACUUAACUUUUUUAUGGAUGCCGAAUCCAUUAUUUUCCUUAGGCAGUUUGUCUACAAACCCUUAUUAUGACCGCAACACGUGAUCCCUACGAUCAACAUAAUGUUGCAAAACAGAUGGCUGGUCGAGAGAAUUAUAAACAUGCAAAAUGAAGUUGAAUGCAAAGUGGCGAAAAUCCUGUUGUGGUUUGUUAUGAGGACCAAACACGAUUGAAAGCUCAAAUUUGAGAGGAAAAUCAUCGUUCGCUGCAUAUUAAAAGCAAUGAACACCAGAUCGCAAAUACCCAGAGGAAACAAACUAUUCCUGCCGAAAAUUGAAUAUGCAAAGCUCUCAGAAGAGAGGUCGUUUCGCGGAGAAAGACCCAACGUUCAGCCAACUCUUGCUGCAGACGAAAAGAGCAAUGCGGUGUUUGAGAAUGGCGAAAAAAUUCCACUGCUGAAUCGCGACUACAGCAUGGGUUCGUUCACGCGAUUUUCAGUGUUGCCACCUAUAAAGGACACUGUUAGGAACGGGAGAAGAAUGAGUCGAUCGCGUAGAUACUCGUCUGGUAUUUCGUUCGUGUCAUCAAACGGGCCAAGUCUUAACCAGGAGGCAAAUAAAAAAGGUGACGACGCCAGAUUACAUAAAUACGCCGAAUUCUCCAAUGUGCUGGUUCAGCAAAGAAGAGAUUCGAAUGUAGAUGGAAAAAAUCUUCAAGUUGUUGGUACACCUUAUGCGAGAGCAAAACGCGGUGAAACUCGCGAAACGGGUCAACCGCAAUUUACAGCGAGACCACCUCAGCGAUCGUUCAGUAGCCCGGUCUCGUCCGCGAAAUCAAGUUGUAAAGGUUGUCAAACACUUUUGAGAAGACAGCGUUCUAAAACUGAGGGUGAAAAACUUAGCAUUGAUCCCGAGAACUCGAAUAUGGAUGCUCUGGUCCAUACUUGUAACAAAAGGGAAGAAUUCCCAGGACAAAUUCUGACAAGAAUAAACUCGGGCAACAUAGAUUCACAAAACGACAAUCGCCCGCAGGAAAAGUAUGAUAACAGACAACCAUCAGGGCGAAGAAAAGAUUCAACUUUAACCUCAAAACAAUCAGGAAGUGCCAGUUUAUUGACUGCAAGUUUUCCUAAUGGGAGACGACCUGUAAGCCGAUGCGAGAUAAGCGUCGAUGUGAACCAACCGCUUACAGCGGAACAACAAACUCCGCUAAUGGAUCCGCAACAAAAUAUUUCGCUGGUUUCCUUACGGGUCGAAGCGCCCGAAAUAGAUUCGACCGAGCAAAGCGACCAAGGGGACAGAACUGCCCUGCCGCCCCAAGGAACACCUCAGAUUCAGAUUUUAAUCGAUUCGAUCGAAAACGCAAGAGAAGAACUUCCUCAGGCUGGCAGUGAAGUGCCGUAUACUUCGCUGAGAGAGAAAAGGAGACGAUCUGCUCUUUGCAGAAAUAAUUCGAAACAAGUGGACGAUUUUCUUCUCGUUCAUAAUCUUCGAGAUCUGGGUUUACUCUGAGAGAAUUAGCCGAGCUAAUCCCCCUAAGCUGAUCAUACGACUGCAAGUGUUUCAUAUUUUGGGACUGUCGGUUGCCAUGAAACACUUACAAACCGAGAAAUAAGACUUGAUUAGCCCGGCAAGACAGGUGACAUGGAAUUUUCAUUAAAUUUAACUCACGCGUACACAAAAUGAAGCAAAAAUAUUGUAUUUUCGAACAAGGAGACCUGAUGCGAUGCACCCCGCUGGUUUUCGAAGCGAUGUAUUUUAAAGAGAAACAUUUGUUUCCUUUGAAAGCGUGUUCAGAAGAUUUAUGACUACAAUUCAUCAAGCGUAGAUAAGUGUCCAACUAUAAAUUAUUCAUAUUAUUUAAGUAAACUUUUCACACUAUGUUCACUACCUGUGACAUCAGCAGAAAUGAAAAAAUAAGAUGUCCGGCUGUUCAAACAGUUGCAUACUUAAUUUUCAUUGAAGACUGAAAAUAGUACACCUUCUUGCGUUGCCAGUACUUUUUGUCGUUUUUUUCGAAAUUUCUUUUCGCGGCAGGGGAGCAGUAGCCAAGAACCUUUCCCUCUUUCCGAUCACUUAUGACGUAUUUCUCAUCAAACUUUCAAUUUGAGAUGACCAUUAGAAAGAGUAACAUAUGACGUCUUUCAUUAGCUCUUAAACUCGCAAAACAACGUUUUGGCUUCAAAAAUCCUUACCUUGUCCUCGAUACGCCUGAAACAUUUCUAUUUUAAUUUCCUUAGGCCAUCAUGUUUCAUUUUCUUGGUCUUUUUAACCCUUAUAAAACUUGUAUCUUUAGUUGUAUGACGUAAAUUAGUCAGUUCGUUAGAUCUGUCGAUUGCUCAGAUGUUAAACUAAUAUUUCACUUCAAGUAGAGGCAGCUAAGAUCUAAGUUUUGUUUAAUUAUUCACGAGCGUAUCAUCGAGAACUGCUUUUUUCUAGAGUCCGGACUAACUGGCUAACGAAUUUACUAAGUUAUCAUUCACUGUCCCAUAUUAAAAGUACUUUAUAAAGAGCUCCUUUUAUUUACAGAGGAUGCGCCGACUUCAAUAUAUAGACGUCUGAAGCUUCCGAUCUAAAGCAGAAAGGACAAUCAUUAAUGGCUUUGGUAAUAUUAGUUGGGAGUUUACGCAAAUCGUUUGUCUGUCAAAUAUUCGGCAAGACUGCUAAAUCGUAUCGUAAAUGAGGAACGUUUACACAAAUAACCUGACAAGCUGGUGAAUUAUCUUAUCAGAAAAGGGUCAUGCAAAGAAAAAAAACAAAACAAAAAAUAUUUUAAACAUCAACCUAAAAAGUGGAAACAGUUUUCGUUUUGUAGGAGGCACAGGCACAUAAACAAGAAAAGAUUUACCUUUUUUCACCGAAAGAUAUUUUUCCUAUUGGAAAGAAAAAAAAAUACUUAAAUUUAACAAAGCGAUAACGCUCAUUCUUGCAACAGCAGGUGCAACUGAAAUUUUCCCGAAAUUAAAAUAAAAGGCAGUUUAAUUUUACGUUCUCUAUGACCAAGGAGUUUUCCCAAUCAAUUGCUGUGAAAAAUUGAUUUACGUGAUUUCAUCAACUGCUCUGACGAUCUGCCGAAUUCAAGGCUCUUGUUCUUGUUCUCUACCUCUUGAGUUGAUAUUUUAUGAAGCUUCGCAAUUUUACAAUUUAAAUUGAUUUCCCUAGCAGCGACAACCUACGCGCCCAGACCGUCUUCUGUUUCCUUUGAAAAAGCGGGAAAAGCGCUGAAGGACAUAGAAUUCUACACGGAGUCUGUACAUAGUUGAGACAAAUUGAAGAGCCUGUAAAGGCUCUGUAAAGUGAACAGCUGCCAUUAACAAAGUAAUUACUUUGCAACAGAAAAGGUUAUAUUUAACAAUCAUUCACCGAAGGCAGAGUGAAUAUUGGUGAAUAUUUACUUGCAUGUUUACCGCUCGCGCCCCCUGGACCAAACAUCAGAGCUUGCUGGCGAGCUAAGGUGGCCAGCUUUACGGUAACCAAUCUUAGAAAUGUUACAUUCAUUGCCUAGCGCGGUGAAUGUAGCGUCAUAAGCCGAGCUUGUUUGACGAAUCAGU
Messenger RNA from Orbicella faveolata, 3608 nucleotides. RefSeq lists its product as uncharacterized. The record is from RefSeq and is a predicted model, not a curated record. NCBI's taxonomy places the organism in Eukaryota, Metazoa, Cnidaria, Anthozoa, Scleractinia, Merulinidae.